AGUUGGUAAGCAGCCACCUAGCUUGCGCAUUGUGCAACAGCGAACAGUCGUGGUUGCGCGUAAAGUACUAAAGUGCGGUGUACCUGUGCAUGCGUGUGUGUAUGCAUAUUACUUAUCUCUGUUUGUGUGUGUGUGUGUGUUUGUGUGUGUGUGUGUGUGUGCAAAUACAUAUGUGUGCGCGCGCGCCUGUCGUGUUAUCCUUAUCUCGUUCGCGACCCAAAACGCACUCUCUCUAGUCUGCUUAAGCAACUUGCUAUAGUUAAAUUGGUUUGGAAAAUUAACCCACGCACGCACGUACGCAAUUAUUACUACUGUCUUUGUCAUUACGAUUUACCAUUAUUGGUUAUUAAUUUAUUAUUUUAAGUUGUACACAGUGCAAUUGUUCAUACGACCGCCUCUACGUUAUGUGUGUAGUACCUACAUUAAUCCGAUCACGUUCGCCCGCAUUCGUUGCAUUGAGACAAUAAUCGAUCGUGAUUAUUGAUGGUCACCGUCGUCCGGUUGCUGAAAUCUCCGGCGCUGCAUCAACAGUGACAUUGUCGUCGUACUUAGCGCUAACACUCAUGGCGUCGUCGUGUCCGCCGCCGUAGUACGAUCGGYAAUCGUCGAUAACGUCGGGAGAGACGUUUCGACUUUUUCCCUGCUGUUCUUCUCCGUAUCACCCGAUCGCUAGCCAUAUGCCGACGAGUACAGCGCAGUCCCAAAUCGGAGCUAAUAUUAUAAUAUUGUGUUGGAGUGCACUUGCUGCCACCGAGCUGUGCUGAUUGACCGUCAAUACACGGUUAGCCAAUAAUUGUUUUGUAAGUCACUGUGAAUCCAAAAAAUAUUAUAGCCAUGGGUACUAUUGUAGAAAGUAUGGCUAAUUGUUCAAUAUCAACUCAGGACAGAGUAAUUGCUCCUUCAAAUCAAAUUCAAAUUUUUCAACUCAUUGUAACAAUUGAAAGUGCAAAUAUAAAAAAUAGUGGUGGAUUGAUUAAACCACAUCCAUAUGUUGAACUUAUUGUUGAUGAUUGCAAAAGAAAUAAAACUGAAGUUAUCAAAAAUACAUAUCAACCAAAAUGGAAUGAAGAAUUCACUGUACUUGUUACUCCAUACUCAAUAUUACACUAUCGUGUACUAGAUUAUUGUAAAUUUCAAAAAGAUGUGCUCAUAGCUGAAAAGAAUAUUAGCCUUUAUGAUAUUUUAUGUAAUUAUAAUGGCGUCUGUGAUAAUUUGGAGUUGACAAUUGAUUUGAUACGAACUCGUCAUCAUGAUCAUCAAGCUUCAAGUUCAUCCACAUCUAACAAUUUGGUCAAGGUUGGAGAGUUGAUUACUAUAUUACACGGUUUUCAAAUUGAUAUAUCUCAAGUUUCGAAUCCAUCUAGAGAAUCAGGCUCUAGUAUCAAUAAUCGUCAAGGAUUAUCAAAUGGCGAUUUUAGUAAUGGAGUUAGAGCUCGUAGUCGAACCUCUACAAGGGCUGUUGUUGCAUCAUCAGUUCAAACAACAGACAUGAAUGUAUCAAAUCGUCUUGUAAAUAAUGUGUUAACAAAUAACAUUCGGACAUCACAAAAUCCACCAUCACACAAUAAUUCUAAUGAGGGGACAAUUACUGUUCAUCAUCAAAAUGGUCCUGUUACACUACCAAUAGAAGAGCCAUUGCCCGCUGGCUGGGAAAUGAGAUUUGAUUCAUUUGAACGACAAUAUUAUGUAGAUCAUAACACAAAAUCAACAUCUUGGGAACGACCUCAACCAUUACCUGCUGGUUGGGAGCUAAGAAGAGAUAACCGUGGGCGUAUUUAUUAUGUGGAUCACAAUACUCGUACUACAACAUGGCAACGUCCAAACAUGGAAAGACUGCAGCAUUAUCAACAUUGGCAAGGCGAAAGAGCUCAUGUAGUUCAACAAGGAAACCAAAGAUUUCUUUAUCCUCAGCAUGCUUUGGGAACAGGUUCUGGACCAAAUAAUAGACAAAUUGCAGUUCCACCAACCCCUGUUGUGGAAGAAGAACCAUUGCCUAGUGGUUGGGAAAAGCGUAUACAACCAGAUGGAAGAAAUUAUUUUGUUAAUCAUAAAAGUCGCAUUACCCAAUGGGAAGAUCCACGUACACAAGGAACUGAGAUGAUUAUUGAUAAUUCUGAUUUACCAACUGGUUGGGAAGUAAGAAAAACCACUGAUGGAAUUAGAUAUUUUGUUGAUCAUAAUACACAUACAACUACAUUUGAAGAUCCUCGUAUCCAUGUACCACCCAUUCAAUGUUCUUCUGGUCCUUAUGGGGUACCUGCCGCUUAUGAAAGAUCAUUCCGUUGGAAAUUAAGCCAGUUCCGAUAUUUAUGUCAAAGUAAUGCAAUAUCAAGCCACAUUAAGAUAACGGUUUCCAGACAGACACUGUUUGAAGAUUCCUAUCAUCAAAUAAUGAGAUCUGCUGCAUAUGAAAUGAGGAAACGUUUGUACAUAGUAUUCCGUGGCGAAGAAGGCUUAGAUUAUGGUGGUGUUUCACGAGAAUGGUUUUUCUUACUUUCCCAUGAAGUACUCAACCCAAUGUACUGUCUAUUUGAAUAUGCCAACAAAAAUAAUUAUAGCUUACAAAUUAAUCCUGCUUCAUAUGUGAAUCCUGACCAUUUGUUAUAUUUUAAAUUUAUUGGACGAUUCAUAGCUAUGGCUUUAUAUCAUGGACGUUUUAUUUAUUCUGGUUUCACAAUGCCCUUUUAUAAGCGUAUGCUACACAAAAAACUUAACAUGAAAGAUAUUGAAUCCAUUGACCCAGAAUUUUAUAACUCAUUGGUUUGGAUAAGUGAAAAUAAUUUAGAAGAAAGUGAUAUUGAAAUGUAUUUUGGGGUGGAUUUUGAAGUACUUGGUCAAGUUGUGCAUCACGAGUUGAUUGAAAAUGGUGACAAAGUAAAGGUUACUGAUGCUAAUAAAGAAGAAUACAUUAAAUUAAUGACUGAAUGGAGAAUGACACGUGGCAUUGAAGAACAGACUCAGGCAUUAUUAGAUGGUUUUAACGAAGUAGUAGCACUAGAAUGGUUGAAAUAUUUUGAUGAACGUGAACUUGAACUCAUGCUGUGUGGGAUGCAAGAGAUUGAUGUUGAAGACUGGCAGCAGCACACAAUUUAUCGACAUUAUAAUAGAACUAGCAAGCAAAUCAACUGGUUUUGGCAGUUUGUAAGACAAGCAGACAAUGAAAAACGAGCAAGACUUCUUCAGUUUGUGACUGGAACAUGCAGAGUUCCAGUGGGUGGGUUUGCUGAGCUUAUGGGGAGCAAUGGAGCACAGAGGUUUUGUAUUGAAAAGGUUGGUAAAGAAACAUGGUUACCUCGGUCUCACACAUGCUUUAAUAGGUUAGACUUACCGCCAUACAAGAGCUAUGACCAACUAGUUGAAAAACUCAAUUAUGCUAUUGAGGAGACUGAAGGGUUUUCUCAAGAAUGAAACACAAAUAUUUUCAGGUUAAUGUUCCCUCAAUUGUUACGAUUUUAAAUAUAGAUAUAGUAGUAUAAUAUACUAAUAUUUACAAAACCGAACAUUGAUAUCAUGACCUCACGAGAUCAAAUAAACAGUGAAACCGUAUUUAGCUUGAUAGAGGUUUAAAAUACAUUCCUUAAUUUAUAUUCUGUUUUUAUUUUAUGCAUCGUUAAUUAAUUUUGGAGUUAAGGUGUUUUAUUCAUUGAUGUUUCUCGUUAUAUAUCUCCCAUUCAUAUAGUUACUAUUAUAGAUUUUAAGAACUGUGUUUUUAUAAAUAAGGCGCAUGUAUGUAAUAAAUAAAUAAAAAAGUACUUUAAAUAUAAUGUAUGGAAUGUAAAACUUGAUGUACAAAAAAAAAAUGAAUGGUGGUUAUGAUUUAUAACAAACUAUGAUUUUGGUGAAAGAAAGUUUAAUUUAUAUUUAAAUAAAACAUAAUCCACUUAUUCAUUUUAAAUAGUUUUUAUUAUUWAAUUGAACUUAUAUCUGUUCUAUUUGUUAAUUAAACAUAGGGUACUUAAAUAUUAUAUAAUACAUUAAAAUAUUUAUUUAUUGCAGUACUAUGCAAGAAUAUUAGAAUUGAAAAUGCAUGUGAUCUAAAACUGCAAUGAUAAUCAAAUUUAUUAUUGUUGUUUUUCUUAGAUUGUGCUUAUGUUUUUGCAAACAUGUUUAUUUUUUUAAAACAUUUAAAGUUACCAUGUAUAACAUUUGUUUAUUUUGUAUUUUAAAAUCUUAUUAUGAAGAAUUUUAGCAUUAAUUACAAUAUAUAGGAUUAGGACCAUACAGCAUUUAGUAACAGUUGUGUUUAAAAAUGCUGAAACAUAAAUGUAUUCAGUUUUUUCUUAUGAAUGAGCAUUUACGAAAAAUAAAAAUUUAGCUCAAACUGUUUAAAAUAUUUUAUAGGAGAUAUCUUUAAAAAAUGUUUAUAAAAUUUGUUCAGACAUUAUUUCUCUGGUUAUUAUGUUAUUAGAAAAUUAAAAUUYAUUUAAGGUAAUUGGUGAUGGACAGUUGUUAAAGAGUUAAAAAUAGGCAAUUUUAAAAUUGCAUGCAUGMAGAUUCUGUAAAUGUGUGUCGCGCAUUAUGUGCGUGAUCAGUAAACAGUUUAUGCUCAUUUGUAUGURCUUUUUGUCCAUCAUACCGAUUGGGCUAAUAAUUUAUAUUUCAAGAAACUGAUCUGAAUUCUUUAUGAUAUCUACUUGUUUGAAAAUUUCCAAAUAUUUAAACUAAAUAACAGUUGUUGUGGUUGGGGAAGGGGGGUGAAAUUAAGAAAAGUGAACUGAUCAAUCUCAAGUUAGCAUAAUAAGUAGAGCUCGAAUGUUGAUGACCAAAAUGUCAUAAAAAUAUGCUUUAAAAAAAUCAAAUUAUUCAAUUAAAUGUUUUAAAAUAUAUUUAAUAUACU
Molecule: messenger RNA, 4837 nt
Organism: Diuraphis noxia (Russian wheat aphid)
Lineage: Eukaryota; Metazoa; Arthropoda; Insecta; Hemiptera; Aphididae
Gene: Su(dx)
Product: WW domain containing E3 ubiquitin protein ligase suppressor of deltex
Biological process (GO): proteasome-mediated ubiquitin-dependent protein catabolic process; protein ubiquitination
Cellular component (GO): cytoplasm
Molecular function (GO): protein binding; ubiquitin protein ligase activity
Source: RefSeq, a predicted model, not a curated record